AUGACCUUUCAUUGCUCUAGGUUAGUAAUACCUUUUGUGUACAAACUAAGUGAACUAUCUGUUCAUCGUGUUAACCAAAUCCAGGAUUUGGACAUUGUGUUGGUUCCUUCACUUAACUUUAGUCCUCAUAUUGAUAUGGCAAUAGGUGAGUAUGACGAAAAGCUUUUAGUGUAUUGAGUUUUAUAAGGGUCUCCAUCAAUUUUAGUUCCCCUAAUUGCCUACUAGCUCUCUAUAAUGCCUUAGUCUGUUCGGUUCUUAAAUAUUGGUCCAUUGUAUAGUCAUCAUACACCGUCUUUGACAUUCGACGAAUUGAUCAAGUGCAAAACUAUUUUAUGAGCUUUGCUGGUUACUGUCUCAAUAUUCCCUACCCAAAACAUGAUUACAGGCUUAUUAAUCACACUCUUAAACUAAAUUACCUUUUUGCUAGACAUAAUAAAUUUGAUGUUAACUUCAUUCGUGGUCUAAUCGAGGGUCAAGUUGAUGUCCAAGGAUUCUUGAACUACUUAAUUUAAGUAUUCCCAGUAAAACUAGGAUACUGUCUACUUUUUACUUUCCUAAAAAUAAAUCUAACUCGCCAGAAAUGUCCCACUCUCAAGAAUGAUGCGCAACGUGAAUUUGUCUUAAUCCUUAUAACGGAGGUGCACUAUUUUGCUUGUCUCUUUGUUUCUUUGUUUCUUGUUGUCAUUACACUAUUAUUAUUAUUACUAGUAUUUAAAUUAAUCUAAUGUAAACAAUACUGUUACUUUAUAUGGUUAAUUACACUCUAUAUAUAUUAUUUGUAAAAAGUCAUUUAUUCUAAUAAAUAAAUAAAUAAAACAAUUAUUUCUUAACAACAAAAAUUAGGUAUAAAAUUGAAACAUGUAUUUUAAAAAAUAAUUAAACAUAAAUGGUUAAAUAUAUACACAUCUUCUAAUUCUCUUUAUAAAAGAAGUUUUUCAUUUUCUAAUUUGGUAAUUUUUUCAAUCAUGCUUUUCAUCAUUAGUUGAUUUUUUAAAUGUACCUAUCUAUUUUUUUAAAUUAUAGGAUCAAAAAUUUACUUCUGUAGAAAAUGUUUUAUUUUUAUAAAUUUUAUUUUAAUAAUUAAAAUGAAAGAUAAAAUUUAGUUAAUUUAGAUUUUACUACAUAUUAUGGUGUAUUGUUAUUUUAAAGAUCAAAAGUAUUAUUUUGAUUAUUAAAUGAUAUGUUAGAGAACUAAAUUAUGGUGUAAUCAAUUUUAUUUGAUGCUUCUCUAUUACAUAAUGUACGCCAUUGACCUUAUACUUAGAUGGAGUAUCCAUGUGAGAUACUGAUUGGUAUAAUAUAGUCUCGCCACAAAUGAUGAAAACUAUUAUAUUCCAUUGAUACUUGAUAAUUUGUAUGACACAAGCUAGUCUUCAAGUCUCAAUUAGUCCAAUAAUUCUUUGUUUAGGUUCUGACUGAAGUGAGGAAUGUAUUGGUUUUACAAUUUUUUCCUGUGAACAUCUUCUAUCAGCAAUUUUGUUCCGAUUUAAAUGAUGGCACUUUUUUGAAAAGAAAUUGGGGAGGUACUUAAGAGAGGUCGUGUUUGAUUUUCACAUGAGUUUUCCCAAUGAAUGGGAAAAAUGUAGGAAAAUAGGUGCAAUAUUACAAUUCAUUUUUGUUUUACUACUAAAAACUUAUUAUAAUGAAUCUCCUGUUCAAUUUUCAAGCAUUUCUGUUAUUAUGUCACACGAACAAGUAUUUUAAUAUUAUUAUUAAAGACAAGCUAUAUAAAUAUUAAAAUAUCUUCAUCUACUCUUUUACCAUCAAACUCAUUCCACUUGAUUCGAUGAGCUUGCCCCAUCGCAUACACUGGUUGUUCUCAUAUCAUUCUUAAUCGUAUUCAACCACCUCUUUUUCGGUCUUUCUUUCUCCCUCUUCCUUCCUACAUGUAUUUGCAUUACAUUUCUUAUUGCUUUAGAUUCAUCUCCUCAUGAUAUUGUGUCCAAACCGUUUCAGUCUGAUAUCACUAAAGUAUCAUGUACAGUCUGAUAUUUUUUUAAAUUUUGUUUACUAUUGCCACGCCUAAGCUAUCUCUUAUGUACUCUCAUUUUCCUUUCAUUCUCAUCUCUCUGUUACAUUCAUUUUCUAUUCUAUUUUUUUGUCUAUUCCGAACCAUACAACAUAUUAUAGUUAAUCUCGCCACAUUUUUGAAAAAUUGAUCUUGAAAUUAUAUUGAAAUUCUUUUGCCACAUAAAACAUCUACCGAAUGCUUUUCUUUACUUUAUCUUUCAUCUUAUAUUUCAUAUUAUUGUCAAGACGUCAACGCCACCGUUCUUUUAUAAAAAUAUCCUAGGUAAGUACCUAUGUACAAUGUUUAAAUUUGUUUUACAGGAUCAUUGUAUUUGAUCAAAAUAAAAUUUGACAAUGUCAGUGCAAGGGAAACGUUCUUUUGGACCUUGCAUAGAAAAAUGGUAUUUUAUCGUUUUAUUUUUGCACAUUUUUUUUUUUUUUUUAUACAAAAUUAUAAAUAAAAAUUACAUAAUAUCAGUUAAUGUUUAUUUCAGGGGGGUGACCAGGAAAUAUACCUUCUCCGCAGAAAAAUGUAUGUUUUCCCCAGAAAAUGUAAGACAUAUUACGACGUAAACUACAUGUGCUAUGGGCCGAUUAUGAGUCAUCUUGUUGACAAUAAAAUAAAAAAAAUAUUGUGUUACAUAAAUAAGUGUGUUUAACGAGCUACAAAAAAGUCAUUAUAGGUAUUGAGCGUAUUUUCUUAAUUUUUUUCCUAGGUGUAAAAAUUCCUAAAUCCGGCUUCAUCUUUGGCAUACUCCUUCGGAAAUUUACGACUAUGCGUUUCCAAAUAAGAUACCUACGUAAAACAAACUUGAGUAGUUUCGAAUAAAAAUAAAAAUGAUCGAUGGGUGUAAAGGAUAAAAAUAGGUGCAUUUAUUAUUCGUUGAGAAUUACGUUUAGUUAACGUUGUUAGCCAGUCAAACUUGCGUCGAUGUACGGACAAUGGUUAUGAACUAAUUUACGUCUAGGACACGUACACAAAAUAAAUUUUUAAAAUUAAUAAAAUAAUAAAUAUACAUUAUUAUACAAUAUCAAUAUUUAAAAAUCAAUAAAACCAGAGGUUGUUUAAUAACACUAUAAGUUGUUUAACAAUAACAAUUAUUAUUAUUAUUCCGGCCUCCGGGAAAUUCGUUGAUAUAGUUAAUCUAAAAUUCUAUAAAUAAUAAAACAAUAAAAUUCACUCAUAAGGGUACUUUAUGAACUUGUUAACGGUCCACUUAAAUGAUUAGUCCGCCAUUAUAGAAUGAAAAAUAACAGAUUAUCCAAGAAGAAGAAAAAAUAAUAAUUGUAUACAUUUAUGAUUUAAUGGCGAAUCUCAAAUACCCGUCAUAUUAAAAUUACUUUUGUUUAAAAUCGAAUAACAUUUUUUUUUUUUUAAUAAUAUUAUUUUUUAUUUUAUAUGCAAACCGUCUUACAUAGAAUUUAAAUAAUUAAAAUCCUAGUAAAUGUUUUGGUUUGAAUGUUUGAAUAGUAAUUGAAUAGGUAGUGAAAAUGUAAGUUGUUGACACUAGGUACUUAUAUAGGUACACAUUAUUAAAGUAUGUGUAUUUUGUACUUUUGUAGGUUAGUUUGUUUUCUGGAAAUUAUUGUUUAAUCUAAUAUUUUAAACGUGCCAAUAGUCAGUACCAUCAUUCUGAAUAUGUGAAUCUUGAUUUAGACAUUUUAGUUCAUUUGUUUAUUGUGUUUUCUACCUCUCCACGUUAAAUUAUACCGACUAUGUAGUGUUUAAUACAUUAUUUUUUCGAAUUAGUUAAUUUUAAAAAAAUUUUUUAAACCAUUUGUUCAAGUAUGUACAUUUUAAAUUGAUUAUUAGUUUUAUUUCUGUAUUAUACUAUUGUUUGUUUUAUGAACUUUUGAAUAUAUUUACACGUAUUUGUACUUCGGUACCUAACAUGAAUAGAUUCGUAUAACCAUUUAUCAAUGUCGGAGCACUGAAUAUAUUUCAGAUCUUAGACUAACAACUUUUUACAUAAUUAUUUUCUUUAACUGAUGCGUGCUUUUUUUUUUUUAAUGUGAAUACCUUUUCUGUUGAUACCUACGUUAUGUCUAGUUUGUGCAUUUAGGACGUAAUUUUCAGAUUUCCCUUAUAGUUUUCUUAAUAGUGAAAAACCGGAAAAAUGUACGCAAUAACGUUUCCGUUAAUUUUGAUUUCGUUUUUUGUAGUAGGUGUAAUUCAGUGAAAUAUCUGGUUUAAAAUAAUCGUAGAAACCAAUAUUUAGAACAUAUUAAUAUUGGCCUUUUAUAUAUAUGGUCAAAUUUUCAAAAAGUUCUGGCGAUUUAUGAGUUAUUUAUAGACAUUGGACAUUUUUUUUUUCAAUUGUUAAAAUUUGUUGUUGAUUUUAUACACAUACAUUUUUAAACUAAGCAGAAAUAGUUAAAAUUUUAAUAUGGAAAUUCAUCGUAAUUUGUGGUUAGUUACAUAGGUAAUGUUAAUAAAAGGUAACUGUAAUACUGUAAUGCAGUGAUCAUAAUAAAACUAUGGUAGUAAUAGUUUUAUUGUAAAAAUAAUUGCUUUUCAAAAUAUGCUUAACUGAAUUUCGCUCACAACCAUUCUUUAUUAGUGUUGCUAUAUGAAUUUAAUACACUAUAAAAUCUAAUAAGAUAUAUUUAAAUUAUCUAAAUUUAAUUCAAAAUAUUAUUAAAAUGCCAAAUAAUACUUAAUAAAACUAAAAAUUCUAAAAUACCUACUAAAUGGUAAUGUAUAAGUAACCUAGUUUAUAGAUACUUUGGUACUUUCAAAAUUCACUGUAGAUAUGUCACAAUUAAUGACCAUGUUAACUUGAUUUACUGUUGUGUUCACACAUAAAUUGAAUAACUCUAAGUGUAUGCCAUAUUAUAUUUCUGCUUUACAAUAAUACAUUAAUAAUUAAUUUUUUUAUAUGUACCUUUUAACUUGUAGUAAUUUCUGUGAUAGAAUUAAACAAACAAAUAAGUUUAUAUAAUAAUAUAUAAAUAAUAAUAAAUAAUACCAAAAUAUGAAUAUGUACUAAUUAUCAAGUAAAAUAUAUGAAUAGGUAGAUAUUAAUUAUUUUUGACUAGAAUAUUGUUUAUGUAUAUAUUUUAUAUUUUAUUGCAUACAAAUUAAAGUUUGUUUUAUUAAUAUUAAGUAGGUAUCUAUUUUAAUUGUAAUGAUAUAAUUUGUGUAAAAUAUUGGAAACGGAAUUUCCGAAUUCCAUUACCUUCUAUUCAAAUUAUUAAUAAUAAAAUAUUGGGACAAAAUUAUUGUAAAUGAGAUCAAUGUUGUUUGGGGCUCAAGCUGAUUACCAAUUUUCUUUUUAUCUUUAAAUUAAGAGUGUAGAAGAAAAAAAACAUGAAUUUUUAAACAAAUUUCAAUUUGUAGAACAUAGGUACAUGUAUUAAUACAAAGUUACCUACUUUGUACAUUUUUUAGUCAAACACCACAUCUGAAAUUUUGAUAUUAAAUCAAUAUAUAUUAAAAAUUAAUUUUGUGUUUACCAUAAAUAUAAUAGUACUUUUAGAUAUAAGUUAUAACCUAUUUUGUUUUAUUUUUAUAGUUAGCAAGUAUUUCCAAAAGUGUUAAUAACUGAAUUAGAAUAAUGGAGUUGGAAAGGUACAGUUUAUUAUAAUUUUAUUAUUUAAGUUAAGUUCAUAUAAUUUAUAACAGUUUUUUCGACUUAAGGCAUACUAAUUUUAUGAGUCACAGUCACUAUUAUUGAAUUCAGUGGAUAUAUUAAUUAUAGCUAUAAUAUGAACAGUACUACUUUCGAUUUUAGUGAUGUAAAAAUUCCUACUGAUAGGACACCAACUUCAUCAAUUUUCUCAAUAUUGAUCACUUUUUUUAAAAUUUGCUCACUUUAAAUUAUGUCACUUUUUCUUGAUUCUUCUUUCUUCAAUUCUACUAUUUUAUUAUACUUUUAUAUAUCAAGAAAGAGUUUGUUAAUUUACGAAAAGUGUUUAAAAUAUGCAUUAAUAACAAACCUUAACUCUUUAAAAUAUACACCAAUAUGCAAAAUAAAAUUCAGCCUAUAAAAUCAGUUAGAUUUAAAACUUAUGUUUCAAACUCUUUAUAAUCGUUACACACUCAGUAUGAACAUAAAAAUGCAUACAAUUCUGGUUUCUAUUUACAAGUUAUACUUAUAAUAUUACUUCUUAUUCCUAUACAAUAUAUACACGUGAUCAAUAAGUUAGCAAAAUAAUUUCAAAUUCACUUUUUAUUUUAUUUUGUGAAAUUACACAAAAGAUUGAGAAGCAUAAUUAAUCAAUAAUUAUAAUUAAUAUGCCUUAUUACUGUCAUACAUUGUAACCAAUUUCUUUUUCCCCCAAUAAUUUAUAGAUCUAUUUAUCCGCUACUUGAUGAAACAUUAAAUUAUUUAAACAAUGGAGUGAUUGGAAAAGUUAAAAAUUUAGUAAGAAAUAAAAACAAUACAUUCGUUUUUCAUAUGUCAUUAGAUAAUUGCGAACAAAUUAAUGUUGAUGAAUUUCAUUUGGCUGUAUUAAAUGAAGUUUAUGUACCUAUGUAAGUUAAAAACUAAUUUUAAUUAGCAUUAUACAUGUAUAAAUAUUUAAAUUUGUUAAUAUAAAUGCAUGUAUUUAAAAUAAACUUAAAAAAAAUAAGUUAAUUUAGCCUCUUUUAAUUAUUUUACAUUACAUAAUAUUAUAAUAAUUUUUUUAAGGUGUGAUGUAAAACCAGGUUCAUUAUUAGCUUGCCCUCAUCCGCAAAAUAAAAAGUGGACUCGGUGCUAUGUUAUAUCUAUUUGUCAUCAACAAGCUAAUGUUGCAUUUUGUGAUACUGGUGAAAUGAGUCUAACUAAAAAAUUUAAAUGUAUUCCUGAAAAGUACAAAAGUAUCCCAGUUAUUACAUUUGAAGCUGAGUUGAAGGUUAUUUAUCCUCAUGGAAAAUUACAACAUUUAAUAGAGGUAGGAAAAUUAUAUUUUUAAUUGAAUCUAUAAGUUUAAUUAUUUUUAAGAUUCUGAGUAAAAGUUGAUGUUUUUUUAAUUUUAAUUUUGUUCUUUUUUUUUUAAAACAUUUUGGAGUCUUAAAAAGUUUCCAAAGUUUAAUAUGAGUAUCUCUUUAGAUGGAUACAUUUAACAGUUAUUUUUCAAAAUGAUCAUUAUAUUUAUGCAUUUCUAUUAAUAAUUUUGUCUUAAAUUUAAAUUAUUGAUAUUACUCCUAUCUCUACUUGCUAAACAUGUAAUAUUUUGUCCUCAUUGGAAAAUUAUGUAAUUAACAUCUUAAUUUAGUAUUUAUUGUUUUUAAUCUUUUAUUUUGUAAUUAAUUUUAUAAUUCAGUAUAUAAAUGAUAAGGUACACCAUAUUAAACUGUAUAAUAGGUUCCUACUGGGUUUAAUGAAGAUAAUAGGAUAUAUUUUAAAAUCUGAAUGCAUGGUAUUCAGCAGGCCAAAUGUAAUUUUGUAAUUUUGUGCACAUUAUUUAUAUUUACACAAACUAUUUUUAUCUUUUUUUGUCAUCUCUAUCUCCGUGCUUAGUUUGUUACAGAAUUGGAUUAUUAGGGGUGUUAAGGUUACUAAAAAGAAGCAGUAUUUACAAUUGUAUAGUUCUAGGUGAAAUUAUUUCCAAGAUACGAGUGUUUAAAAAUUACAGUUUUGAAAUUUUGCUACAUAAAAGUGUUUGAGAGUAUAAUUACAAGGAAAAAUUAAAAUCAUUAAUAAUCCAGCUUUGAGGGGCAGGGGGCUAGCAGGGAAAUUAACAUCUACAGAAUACUAUGUCACUUCUGUAACAAUUAUUACGUAUUAAUUUGUCCAUAUACUUUUCAUAGUAUGUUUUUGAAUGUCAACAACUAUACGUGUUUAUUAUCUAUAAAUACCUGUGUUGUACCUACCAUACUGUUUAUAAUUAUAAUAUACUGACUAUUUGAUGCUAUUUUAUAUUAAUUGUAUUAUUUAGCCAUGUGGGACACACAUAUACUUAUGUAUAUAUAUAUUAUAUUGUUAUAUUUAAGUUCUACAUUACAAAAAGUAGUGAUAUAUCACCAUUUCGGCAAAGCAGAUAAUUUUCUUUGCACUGAACUUGGCCCUUUUUUCACAUUUAUGUUUUUGGUGGUAUUUACAAUCUUACUAAAAUAUUUACCUCAAAAUUAUAUACCUGUGAAAUAUGUAAUCAUGAAUUUUGAUAAAGGAGUUUAAAAAGACUGCAUUAAUGGGCAAUGACAAGUUAUCGUUCUCUCACCACCAUCAGAUAUUUCGCCAGCUUUAAUUUUAAUUUUUAAUUUAAAACUAUAAGUAGCACAAUUCUUCAAACAACUUAAUAUUAUGAAGAGAUUAAUAAAACUGUUGAUUUUGUAUUAAUUACAUUUAAUAUUGUAUUUGGUAUGUAUUUAAUUUUGACAAUAUCUUUGAUGUUUUUAAAAAAGAACAUGAUGUUUGUACGCCUUUAUACAUUAAAUAUAUUCUAAAAACUACAGAAUUAGUACUAUUAGAAUUGAUUUUGCAUCUUGUGUGUUAUUUCUCCAAACAUGCUUUUUGUCUGUACAAUAACAACUAACCAUUAAAUUGCAUUGUCAUUAACAUUUAUUUAUUCAUUUUUAUAUUUAUUUCAGCAUUUUGGUGAUUAUAUUGUGUCUUUCGAACAAUUUAAAUAUAAGCCAAAUAAUUUAACUCGUAAAAAAAUGAAAUUAACUUAUAAAAAUGUGUCUAUAAAUUUUAUUAUUAAUAAAUGGAAUCCACAAAAUUCUAUUAAAAUGAGUGGCACUUAUUUUAAUUCAUUAAUGAAAAAUGGUAGUGCUGUGGUCUUAGCAAAAGUAGAAAAUUAUGAUUGGAGGCACAUAUUUGUUAGAAGUAUUGAUCAGUUUGUUAAUAUUUGUAAACAAUUGCAAACAUAUUGUGAAACUGGUAAUUUUAUUUUAUAUAUAUUGAUAGGAAACGUGUUUAUGGCUAAAAUUAUAAAAUAUAUAUAUAUAUUUUUUCUUAGCAUCGAAGAUCGAUAGAAUCCCUAUUGUAGGUGAUAUCAUUGCAGUAAAAUGUGUAGAUAAAUUUUACAGAGGCAAAAUCAUAGAUUUAUUAGAUGAUUCAAAUAUUUCUUUGUACUUAAUUGAUGCAGGAUAUGUGAUUUCAACUUCAACUGAUUGUAUAGUUGAUUUAUCAAAGUCAUUACAAAAGGUAUGUUUCAAUAUAUAUAAUUUUCUAUAGCAUUCAAACUUAAAUUAUUAAUUAAAAUUUAUAAAUAAUGUGUGUUUUUCAUAAUACUUUAGAUUCCAUCAACUGUCUGGUUAGUUGGUUUAAAAGAUAUAACUAUGAAGCCGUGGAAUCAGGAGACUUUUUUAUAUAUUAAUACACUAUUUGAAAACUCUACAACUAUGAUAAUGGUAAGAAAUCAUUAUAGUAUAUGUGUGUUUAAAACAAUAGAUUUUAUGAUAUUUUUAAAAUUAUUAACUAUUAAUAACACCAGUUAUAAAAUUAUCAAGUAGGUAUAAGAAAUAUUAAAUGCUAAUAUUUUUUAUUUAUUUUAUUUUUAUAAGUAUUAUAUCAUAUUUUAUUUAAUUUAACAAACUAAUAAGUAAUAUCUAGAUAAUAAGUAAUUGGUAAUUUUUAUUAGUCAUGUUUGACCUUAUUUUCAUAUUUUAUUUAUCUAUUCUAUUUAAUGUUAUUUAGGAGUAUGCCGAUUACAAUCCUCUUGGAUUGGAUUCUGUUACUUUAACUGUUAUUAAUAAUAAUGAAGAUGUAAAUGAUCAUUUGAGAGAACUCUUAGUAAGAUUUAAUUAUUAUUAUAUAAUUAUAAUUUAUUUAUUAUUAUUAUUAUAAAGCAUCUUUAAUUUGUAUUAUAUAGGGUAGAAUACAAUAAUAGAUACUAUAUAGUUUACAAACUUCAUAUUUAUGUUAGUACAUAAAACAUUUGAUUUUAUGUGGUCUAGUGUGCAAAGGUAGUUUUUUCUUUCAAAACAUGUCUUAUAGAAUUGUCCGAUUUUUUCAUUUAAGUAGUUUUGUUGAAAAUGGGCAAACUUCUUUUACAGCCUACAUUAAACAACGUUUUUUAAUACUUUAAUCUAAAAUGUAUACUAUGUUUUUAAAAUGUUAAGCUUUUUUAAUAUUAUUAUUUGGAAUAAUAAAAUAAUAUGGGUUUCUGAGUUCAAUGCCGUUUGUAGAAUGUUGUUACUUAUCAGUUGAAACAUAAUGGUUUAAACAUUAAAUGGACAAUGAGUUAUUCUUAUUCCCGUAUAGUUAUAUUUGUUUAUAAAAUGGUUGUUCCUUCUUCUUUUAAAUAAGUGUUUGGUUAGUAUAUUAGUGAAAAAGUCUUAUAAUUAAAGUGUUAAAAAUAAUUUUCAAGUUCUGCAAAAUAAGUUAAAAUUUGAAAAAUCGGCAUUGAUCACCUUAAUGUAAACUUGUUAAUGUAAUGUACACAGAAGAUAGUUCAAAGUUAAUACAUUUUAUUCGGCAUUGAUGCUAUUGUAUAUUAUUUAUUUUUAUUAAUUUUGAAGUUUCUCAGAAUUGAAUUUAAGUGGCUGUGUACGAUUGUUUUCUUGAGCUUACUGCAUCAACUGUUAAAUGAGAUAACCUUAUAUAAUAAUAAUUAAAGCAAAGAUAAAAUCUUAGGUUGACAAGUUUAAUGACUCACCUCUUAGAUUAACUAUAGAGAUAUAAAAUUGAUACAUAUUUAUAACCUAGAAUUAUGAAGAAGAUCCCGAAAACUGUUUUCUAUAUGUCAAUAAUCCAGUUGAAGAUUUAAACUCUACUUUAAAGCUGCAUUCUAAUACAAUUAUUCCAGUAAAAGUAGAAAAUUCAAAAAUAUCAGGUUAUUAUAUAAAAUAUUUUUAUUUUAUUAAUGUACUAUAUAUCUUUAAUGCAUAUGUAAAUUAUGUAUACAUCAAAGUGUUAAAAUAGUGUAAAAUUUAGAUUUUAAAAUUAUUUCAGAACGCAUUGAAAGUAAUCUGCUGCCUGGCAGUGUAGUUUACAUGGCUGGUUUUGUAGAUUUUAGUGAAGUAUAUAUUAGAAAAUAUGAAGAUCACAAUGAGUUUAAUAAUCUUUUAGAUAUGUUUAAUAUAUUUUGUUUUUCGGGUAAACAUAUAUAUAUAUAUAUAUAUAAUUGUUAUUUUUCAAUAUUUUUAUUGACUGUUUAUUUUUGUUUUAGCUAUACCAGUUAGUAGACCAUUAGAGAUUAAUGAAAUUAUCGGAGUUAAAUCUAAAUUGGAUGAUUGUUUUUACAGAGGCAAAGUUUUAAAACAAAUUGACCACAUCAAUUACCAAAUUGAGUAUAUUGAUUAUAGUACUAUUGUUGAUGUACCUAUAUUUUAUGUUUUUGAAAUUCCUGAAGAAUUUAUGGUAAAAUAUUUAUAACUUAUUGAUUUAUUGCAUUAUUAUUUUUAUUUAUAUAUUCAUUAGCAUAAUAUUUUUUUUCUUUUAAAGAUUCCUUCAAAUGCGAUAUGUGUAGCUCUUAAAGGAUUGAAACCUAGUCCACUAAAUUCAGAUGCUUUUGAUUACAUUAAGUAUCUAUUGACACAUUCUAAACCAAUGAUAAUUGUAAGUAUCUAUACAUUUUGUAAAAAGAACCGGAAUGAUUUUAUCUAUUUAUACAUUUAUUUCCAUUAAACUUUAUUAUAUAAAUUAAUAUAUGUAAGAAGAAUUUAUAAGGUGAUCUAUUUAAGUAUUUAUCUACACUCAGUUUCUUAAAUAAUUGAAUUUAUUUUGAAAUUUGUUUUUUAAAUUAGUUAAGGAACAAGUAUCUUUAAAAUGUUUCAUUACUUUUAUUUUAUUUUUAAUCUAUUACGUAUACAUACAUAAACCAUUUUUGAUUUUAAAAUAGUAAUCUUUAUUAAUAAACCAUAAAUAGAUUGAGUAGUAUGUAAUAGUUCAAAUAUAUUUUUAAUUUUCAACCUAUUUCAUUGAGGAAAUAUUCCACUAUUAAGUUUUGGUAAUAAGAAGUAUUAGUGGACGAGUUUUUGUUGUGUAGUAGCACAGUGUGUAGCGAUUGAAUAAUGCUUCACUACUCUACCUCUAUCUAAAUUUUUUAGAACUAUUGGAACUUUGUAAAAAAAAUUAACUAAAACUUAUCUAAAUUUAAAAGUGGAAUAUCUUGUCAACAUGUUAAUGGAAAUUAGAAAUAUAUAUAACUAUAAUUAUCCUAUUGCUGUUGGGUAUACAGUAAGAACGAAAUACACCACCUACCUAUAAAUGUUACGGUUUACGGGUAUGUUUGAAACAAAUAUUUAUAAAUACUUUUUUUUUUAAAAACUAGCUUAUCAUUCGUUAACAUUUUCAAUGUUACCAUUAUAAUAUUAAUAGUAUUAGCCAUAAUUAGUCUGGACUUGUUAAUACCAUAUUAUGAGUUAAACACUAAGUUUUUGUGGUUUUUUUUUUUAAAAUUUGUAUUUGUUAAAUACGUGAUAUUUUUUUUUGUUAAUAAAAUAAUUUAUCUUGGCAUAAAUUAUUAUUAAUACACCUAUUUUUAUGAGACAAAUGACUGGUGUAUGGUUAAAAUAAUAUUAUAUUAUAAUAAAAAUAUAAAACUAUUAACUAUUGCUCUAUGUUCUAUUAUAUAAUAUAUGUCAACAGUUUUUUGAAAAUUGAAAAUAUUUUUUUAAGAAUGUGGAAAAACGAAAAAAAAAUGAGAAAAAUUAAUCAAAUUGAUCUAAUGUGUUAUACAAUUUUUUAAAAAAAGUUAAACUGAUAGAAGAAUUUCUUAAAAACUCUUUGAUAUUGUUCAUGCUGUUGCCUUGGUACAAAUUUUAUUGUGGUAGAUAAUAAUUUUUACUAUUGUAGCGAAAAAGAUAUAUCGGAAACAUUAAUAAAAAAAAAAAAAGGAAAUUGAGCUUAAAAUGGAUUACAAAAUGAAGGAAUACAGUAUUCAAUAAAAUGUAUAAGUGUAAAAGACCAUAUUAUUUUUAAGAAAAUGUUGUAUCUGAGAUAGUACUUGCAAAUUUUUUACCGUAAUUAGAAAUUCCGUUGCAAUUUUUAAAUAAAGACAUCAAUGAUUGGGAGGAAGUGAAAUUGUUCAAUCAAUGAAAAGUAGGUUUAAUUGAAGAAUACAAUAAAUUGCAGAAAAAACACAAGAUUCAAAAGUGUGCCUUAUUAUACCGGGAUACAAAAGAUUAACUUAAAUGCUAUAGUAAUAUAGGUACACACAUAUUUUAUACUAGUGUUUCUUAAACUUUUUAAGAUAACCAAACACCAACAAUAUUUUUUUAUGUGAAACCCUUAAAAUAUAAAAUAAAAAUAUUUAUUUUGUUUACUCAUAUUGAUAGUAAUAUUAUUAUUAUAAAUUUAAUAAAUUACAAUGCGCGCAUACAUGACGAGUUAUUGGGGGAAAAUCAUUAAUAUUCACUAAACUUACUACACUGCACAGCUAACUGUAGCACAGCAUUUUAUUGCUAAUUUUCCUUUUAUCAUUACUAUUAUCAUUAAAUGGUUAAUUGUUGUUGAAUUUUAAUUAAUUUUUUCCAGACUUUCCUGGAACCCCCUAAGAGUUAUUUGUGGAACAUUAGUGUUUUACAGAACAAAAUUUAAGAAACACUGUUUUAUACUCAGCACUGUUAAUAAUAUAACAAUAAUAAUAAUUAAAAUAAUAAUAAUUAAAUACAUUAUGAGUUAUACUUAAUAUAAUUUAUUAUCACCAAUUUUAAUAAAAAAAAAUUUUUACCGAAAAUUUAAAAUAUUAAAUUCCUGGUUAUAGUGAUCUAUAAAAUGUAAAAAAAAAAAAAUAAAUAAUUGUUUUAGUAUUCUCUUGACAAGAAAAAUAUGAUGAAGUAGUGCUUUCAAAAAAAUUAAAGUCAAUUUUUUGUUUCACCCUUAUAAGCAUUCUACAUUGUACCUAUAUGAAAUGAAAUGUUUGAAUGUAUGAAUAGAUAGUUAAUAAAUUUUACAUUAACAACUUUUUCUAUUGGUAAUUUUUUUUUUUACUUAUUAUUAUAAAAUAUAUAUUUUAUAAUUUUAAUAAAAUAAUAUAAAAAACUAAGUUUUCAUUAUAACUAUAACUUUCUAUAAUCCCCUAUUUAUAAUUUAUUUACCCAUGUUUAUUUAAAUUACCGAUGUAUGGUUUACAGUUCUUUUAGUUUAAAUACUCUGCUAUAAUAUAAUGAAUAUUAUAAUACAUAAACAUUGUAUUUAAAUACAUUUUAUUUAUAUCUUUAUAUUUAUUUAUUGUAUUUUAACAUAAUAGUCACAUACUAUGCUUUAUAUAUAUAUAUAUAUAUAUAUGUUUAUUUUUAUGAUGGAUUAAUUAUUAACAAUUGACCUAACCUAACCUAAUUUAACAUAACAUAUAAUUGAAUAGUUACUGUCUUUUUAAACUGUGAAUAUAAUAAUUGUAUGCAUUUCUAUUUAGGAUUUUUCUCCAGUAGAACACUACAAAAAUGUUAUUUUGAAAUUAGUAGAUGGUGAGAAUGUAAAUGAACGGUUACUUGAAUUAGUUAGUAAUGAUGGUUAUACAUUAGUAUCAGAUACAGUUAAUAAACAUGUAUCAGGUAUGUAAUAUUAUUACUUAUUUUAUAUUUUUAUACUUAGUUGAUUAAUGGAUUGGGUUAUACAAAAAAAAAUAAAAGCUUUGUUAAAAUAUAAUUUACUGCUUGAUUUUGAUUUUUUUGUUUUUUUGUUUUUAUGAUAAUUUUUUAAUGCCUAAUAUUAGUUUAAUAAUCUACUUUAAUUAUUUUUCGAUGUAAAUUUAAAGAAUGUUUAUGAAGAAUUUAAUUGAAAAUUUUCGGAUUAUUGUUAUGAUUUGUUUGACUUAUUUUCGUUCUACUACAUUAUAAAAAUUGCUACCAAUUAAGAUAUUCAAACUGUAUGGCUGAAAUGUAUGUAUAGAAAAAAAACAAGAAACAAAUCAAUAUUAAUCGCUAAUAUGAGCAUUUUAAUAACAAUGACAAAUGGUUAAAAGUUCAACAUUUCUUGUCAUACUACCACAAAAAAAUGAAUUUUUAUUUUAUUUUAAUUACAUUUAGAAAUUUAAGGUGUGUAUAGAACGAUAAAAAAGAUAAAUUGAUCAAAAAGGAUUUUGACAAAAAUUUCAUCCCCUUUUAUUUUUGACUAGAUUUUCAUAAGAAUAUUCCUAACAGGAUUUGAAUAUUUUAACUCAUGAACUUUCAUGUUCAGUAAUAUCUAUUUAAAGUAGACUGGCCAAGUGUCAGAAAAAAAGAAAAUUAUUAUUUAAUCAAAUAAAGGCUAUUUAUGCUUUAUUCAGAAUUUAAAUAAAUAAAAAAUAAAAUAUUAUUUAAACUAAGGAAAAUUGGUAAUUUAAUAAUACAAAAUAUUAGACUUUAAAUUUUGUGAGAAACUGGAAGUUCUAGUUUUACAGUGAAAUAGGUUUUUUUUUCAUUGUACAUUACUUUUUUGGAUAAAGUUGUAAAUAUUAAAAAGGUAAGAUAAUUGAGACAAGUGCAGCCACUGGUGUAGGUGGAAGUUAAAAAUGUAGGAUACAGAUGGGAAUUUAAUGUAUACCUAUAAGCAACGAUAAACCAUUGCUUACAAAAAAAAAAUGAUUAAAAGUACAAACGUUGGUUUUUUUUUUUUAUUAGAAGAUUUCUUCAAAAAAGAAAUGCACAGUGACGACAUUUUAUCUACAUGUUUAGAAAAUGUCACAAAAGAAGAAAUUCACAGUGACAAAAAUUCAUCUAAAUUAAUAAAAGGAGAUUUAGUUUAUAUUGUUACAUUUAUUGAUGUACAUCAUAUAUUUGUACGCAAGGUUAAAGAUGAAAAUGAUGAUUUUUUAAAUUUUGUAGAACAAGUGAAUUUAUAUUGUUCAGCAGGUAUUUAUUACAUUUUAACUAGUUAGGAGAGUUGAUCAUAAAUAUUACUAUUUAAUAUUUAUAAUCAAUGACCAAUUAUAUUAAAUAUUUAUUUUUUUUGCUUGAAAGAAACACCCAUUGGUAAAUUACCUAAAUUAAACGACAUCAUUGGAGCUAAAUCAAAAACAGAUGGAUUAUUCUACAGAGCACAAGUUGUAAAAAAAAUAAAUGAAGUUAGCUAUAAUGUACAAUUUUUUGAUUAUGGAAUUGAAGAGAAUGUACAUUUAUCUGAUAUUGUAUGUCUUUCUACUGAAUUAAAAGAAGUUAGUUAUUUUAUUUAAAUUUAAAGAAUGGGAUAAUAAGAACUUGUUACUUAUAACUAUUAUGGUUUUUAAAAUUUGUUCAAAAUGUAGUAGAAAUUGACUCUAAUGAGAUAUGUUAUUAAUCUUACACUUAUAAAACAUAAUAUGUGUGACAAUUUCCUUUUAAUGUUAGUGUUCAAAUAUUCAGAACAAUAAAAUAAUUUUAAAUUAUAAAAAUAUUGAUAUACUUUUAUAUGCUUUUGUUAUGGUACACUUUUUCUUUUUUCUUUAAUCUUUUUAAAGUUAUACUAGAUUUCUACUGUACACAUAUCUAUUUUGUAUUCAUGAUUUGUAUUCAUUUGUUUUUAUCUGAAUAAGUAUGUAACAUCAAAAGAAUAUAAUAUUUAUAAUUUUGUGAUGUUAUCUGAUUAUUCAUAAGAUACCUACUACAAUUCACUUGGUCAAACUCAAAGAUAUUGGAUUCUGUAAAUUAAAUAAAGUUGCUCGGGAAUAUUUUACUUUAAUUAGUGAAAAUGAAACUUUAAUAGUAGUAAGUAAUUUUAAAUCUAUAAAUAAAAAAACUAUUUAUUUUAUAAUUAUUUUCAAUAUAGGAAUACAUUGAAGAUGAUACUAAUAAUGUAAUACUGAAAACUAGUGAAAAUCAAAAUAUCAAUUGUCAUCUAAGUAUGUUGAUUUUUGAAAAUAAUGAGAUGAUAAAUUCAACUAGAACAAAAGAAACUCAAGAAAUGACAAAAAUAGGUAGAUAAUUUUUCUUUUAAAUGCCACUUAUAAUUAUUAAUCACCAAUUUACCAUAAAAAAUGAAUUAAAGAUAACAGAGUGCAAUCAAAAUUUAUUGGAACAUGCUUACAACCAGGCACUAUUGUUUAUAUGACUGCCUUUAAUGAUUUUAAUGAUAUAUAUAUUAGGAAGAUAGAUGAUUAUAAUGAUGAAUAUCAUAACUUAAUAGAAAGAGUUCACGAAUUCUGUUUAUCAGGUAAAACAGUUAUUAAAAUAUUUAUGUCUGAAUUAAUUGAUUGUUAAAUAUUUAUUGUAGCUGUACCAAUCAAUAGAUCUUUGGCAACUGGUGAAAUUGUUGGAGCAUUAUCUACAUUGUAUGAUGGCUAUUAUAGAGCUAAAGUUUUAAAAAAAAAUGAUGAUACAAGUUAUACAAUUCGUUACAUUGAUUUUGGUGAACCGGAUAUUGUAUCUAUUUCAAAUAUAUUUGAAAUACCCAAGGAUUUUAAGGUAUUACAUUGUUAAACGAAUCGUUGUUUAUUAUAAUAACAUUAAUUCAAUAUGUUUUUUGUUAUUAGAUUCCUUCAACCAUUAUUAAAGUUUCUCUUAAAGGAAUUGAGUCUUGUUCAUUAAGUGAUAAAGCUUCACAAUUUAUUACUGGUUUAUUAUCAGACCAAGUGCAAAUGACUGUUGUAAGUUUAAAUAAGAUAGUUCUGUAUUUAAUUUCACAAGGGUAGAUUUCACAAUGUUAGGUCAUAAUAUGAACAUAAAAUAUUCUCACUUCCUCACUUUAUCUAUUGCAUUUACAUAUUAAAAUUCUGUUCUUUUUUUUUUGCAUUUCUAUGCAUUUUUAUCAUUGCCAUCAACCAAAGUUGUUCUUGAGAAAUAUCAACCACUCAGUUCUUCUAUUUGACAUGUUCUUUUUAUGAUAUAAAAUGUUGUUGUAAUUGUCAUUGAAUAAUAUUUGAUGAUACAAUUUUUUUAUUUAAUUUUUUUGUAGGAUUUUGAUAUUAACUUGCCUUUAAAAGAUGUUACCUUGACAAUAAUUAAUAGCAAUGAAAAUUUAACCAGCAUCUUGGAUAAAUUAUUGAAGAAUAUAGACAACAAUACAGCCAAUAAUAAUGUUAAAAAUACAAAUGUAACAGGUAUAAUCAUUUGUUGCUUAUUAUUAAAUUCAAAUUUUAAUACUUUGGUUUUUAUGAUUGUUUUAAAAUCAAUUUUGAGUUAAACUUGCAGUAAAAUUAUUAAAAUAUUUUGGUUAAUUUUGUUUACAUUUAACAUCAGUUACUUAGUAAUUAAAAUAUAUAUAAUUAUUAAAUAUGUAUAAUAUUUAAUAGUUUAAUAUUAUUAAAAAAAAAAAUCAAAAUUAAUAUAUGUUAUAUCAUUUAUUUAUUUAUUUAUUUAUUUAUAUAUAUAUAUAAAGAGUAUUUUAAACGUUAAAGCUUAAAGAAUGCAAAUCAUCUAAUAUAUGCACUAAAUUGUCCUUAAUAUUAAUUUAAUAUUUAAUAAGUUUAUUUGUAUGGUUAUUUUAAUUUACAUUUUUUAUUAUUAGAUAUUAUUAAAAUAUUUUCAUAAUCUAUUUUCUAUAAUAGUUGCUUAAUUUAAAUUUAAAAAUAUUUAAAAUAUCUAAUAAAUAAAAUGUAAAUAAAAAAGAAAAUUAUAAUUUAUUACUUAUAAUACUUAAAUAUUAUUUUUUCUUAUUUAAUUAUUUGAAAUUUUUCAUAAUAUAUUUGAAUCGAUAAGUAUUAAGACAAUUUUAAAAGUUAUUUAUAAUAAAAUAAAUCUAUUAAAAUUUUCAGAAAAAUAAUGUUUACUGAACAAAUUUUUCGAUUUAUUAUUAUAAAAUAAAGUUAUUUAAUUAUAAAUAUUUUUAAUACUCUUCCCGUAGAGUAAUAUAUAAAAUAAAAAAACAGAAUUUGAUUAUCUUUAUUAUCUUCGGAUAUAUUUAAGGGGUAUAUUUUUGUGGGACAGCCUGUAUUUAGAUAUUAAACCUUUCAAGAGGAAUUAGUAAUUUUUAAUUCCUGGUUUAAUUGGUUUAAUUUUUAACUUGAAAAAGUUCCAAAUAAUUUUUUUCUUUAGUUAUCACUCUCCUAUAAAUCACACCUACAACUAAACAACUUUUUCUCCUACUAAGUCUUUCCAUUAUUUAAGAUUUGGAGAUUUCUUCUCUUUCCUCUGAAUAUCACAUUAAUUUAUAGUCAGUUGAGUGCUGAAAGUCCUUGGGUUCAAUAAACAUAAUACUAAAAACUUCAAAUCCGCCCUCUGCCUUCAUUCUUUAUAUAUUCUGUUUUUCACAAUUUUCUUAUGAAGGACCAACUUCGUUUCAAAUGUGUAAAUAAUAGAUUCUUAUCAUAUGCUGCCUUCAUUCUAAAUACUCUGGUAGUCCACUAUGACUAUAUGCUUAUCAAACUAGUCCUCCACAUUUAAACUCUUUCAAUAUCUUAAAACUGGUCAGCAUUUCAUUCAUUCCCUUUUAAAUGGUUCUCUGAAUGCUCCUGAUCUUCUGAAAAAAGUUUCUUUUAGAGUCACUUCUUAUUCUACCUAUAAUCAGUAUCCUUUUGUUAUUUCUAGUCAUACUACAAUAUACAGUCAUAAUCAACUCCUUCAUUGUAUGCUCAGAAUAUACACUCCUUGACUCCUGUUCAUUAAUAUUUUAAAUUUGCAUAUGCCUAUACUAUAAGAAUUUUAACUAAUUUAUAUAUAUAUUGUAAUAUUGUAAAUUUGUAAUUGCCUUUGACGUUUAUUGGAAAAAACAAAUAGAAAACAUUUUUUUUAAGACCAUACAAAAAAUAAAAAAUCUACAACUACUCUUAAGUUAGACUUUAGUAAAUUUCUAACUUAAGUUUAAUAUUAGUUUGAUGUUUUAAAACUCUUAACGAUUUCAUACAAAUUUUAAUUAUGAGCAUUCUUUUGUAUUGUUUUUUUCUUCUUUUUUUAGUGCUAUGAUUUUCACUGAUAUUUAUGUCAAAAAAAUUAAUUACAUUAUUAUGUCUGUAUUUUUUAUACUUUCCUAAUAAAUUUAUUUAUUUUUUUAUUAUAGUCCUUAAAUAUAAAUAUUUAUAUAAUGUAUUUUGUUUUUUAGAAGAUGAAGUACUGGUAGUAACUCAAAAUAUUAAAGAAUGUACUAUGCCCUCUGAUGAAACUAAUGUAUUAAAAACUGGAGAUAUUGUAUAUAUUACAGCAUAUAUUGAUUUGUGUAACAUCUUUGUUCGUAAAGUUAAUUUUAAUGGUGAUGAAUUUAAAAAACUUAGUGAUAGAGUAAAUUGUUAUUGUUCAUUAGGUCUGUACUUAAUAAAGAAAGCAAAUUUGAAAGAUUCAGUUUAAAUAUUAUAAAAUUUGUUAUAGGAAACUUUUCAGAGAGCAAACCUUUAGAACUGAAUCAAAUUGUAGGUGCUAAAAGUUGUGUGGAUGGGCGUUUUUAUCGGGGAAGGAUUAUUGAAAAAACUGAUGAGAAAAAUUAUGAUAUAGUUUUUAUUGACUUUGGUUUUGAGGAAUGUGUACAUAUCACUGAUAUUGUUCCUCUAACUAUACAACUCCAACAGGUUAGUUAUUAUAAUACUAUUAUAUUAAAUUAUCUUUUUGUAAUUAUGAAUUGUAUUUAGUUACCUGGUAUAGUAUAAUGUAAUAUUAACAAUUAAAUGAGUAUCAACUUAUAAAAUGUAUUUUAGCUGUAUGUAUGCAAUGAAGUUUGAAUAUAUUAAUUUUAAAUUUGUGUAGGUGGAACCGAGUGUUUGUUUAGUUGGACUUAAAGGUUUAAAAUUUGAAAUACUUGAUACAACAGUUGAAAAUUAUUUAAAUAAUUUGAUGUUUAAUAAUGAAGUGAUGAAAAUAGUAAGUUAAAUUUUAAUUUCAAUUGUAAUAAAUUCUUUUAAUAAUAAUAUUAACUAAAACUUGAAAUGAGUUUAUAAUUAUGAGGUUUUGUACCAGUUAUUGUUAAAAAUCUGUAACUGGAUUUAAUUCUGGGUAUCAAGUGGUUAUUCAUUAUGAAAUUCUCGAAUGCAAAUUUGGAAAGCCAGGUGCAAUCCUCUUGCCAUAAAUAUUUUGCUAGGUUUAGUUUUAUAUUUAAACAAUUUUUUUUGUGCUUUUACAAACCUCUAAACCUCCAUUUAUGUAAUUACCUUUAUAUAAAUUAUUAUUACCAUCUAUAUCUGACACAGUCUUAUACAUAGUCCAAUGAUUAGAAAGCAGUUCCUUUUCAACUAUAUGUGCUGGUACUAAAUUUAAAAUAGCCUAAGCACUGUAAUUUAUUAAAAAUCUUGUAAAAGUAAAUCAAACAUGUAUACAAUCAUUACUUAUUGUUUUCUUUCAUCUCAUCACUUUAGGAGUUUGAAGAUUUGAGUGCUGUAACAUUAACUGUGAUCUCUCAAGAACAAAAUGUUGUUGAUUAUUUAAAUGAAUUAUAUGUGGAUAAUACUAUGAUAAAUGACCCUGUACAAGAAUCAUCACCUUAUUGUAAAUGAGGAGUAAAUUGUAAUUUUUAUUUUUUGCUAAUAUAAUUAUGAGUUUAGGUAUGAAGUACAUAUCUCUUGACAUCAGUAUUCCACAAAUACCAUUACUGACUAACAAAAGCAUAGUUACUAUUUACACAUUUAUUAAUUUAAAAGAUAUAUCAAUCAGUGUGACUUAUAAUGAAUUAGAAAUCAACAAGUUUUUAAGUGAUUUUUCUGUGUUUUGUAUGGCAUGUAUGUACCUAUUUAUUAACAUUAAUUAUUUUUAUUUUAACACGACAAAGAUAAAUUUUUGUUCAUUAUUUGAUAUUGUUUAUUUUUUAGCCCAACCUAUUACUCAAACUCCAAGUAUCGGAGAAGUUUUUGGUAUCCGAUCUACUAACGAUUCAUUUAACAGGGGUGAAAUAAUUGAAAUAUUAAAUGACGAUCAAUUUAAGGUUAUGUUAUUUGAUUUUGGGAUUGAAGAAAUUGUAUCAGCUAAUAGUAUUUUCGAAAUAUCCGAACAAUUAAAACAGGUAACUUGAUUUAUAAUGUUAAGUUUCAAUUAAUUUUUUAUAAGUUUAUAAGUUAUUUAACUAACAACUAAUUAAAAUAAUAUCAACCUAUAAUUUUCGCCAUGUCUGAAUUAUAUGUUAAAAAAAAGAAAAAAUCAAAACAAUGUAUGAUGGCACAAUUUUAUUAUAGAUUUAGAUGAAUGCUUAACGUUCAUUUAUAAUAUUAUACUUGUGCACAUCAUUAUUUUUAGCUAUUAAUUUUGUUUUAGGUGCCAAAAAUUAUUUACCGUGUUGGGCUUAAAGACGUUAAUUUUGAUAAUCUUAAUGCCCAAGCCAUGUCUUAUGUGAAUUAUCUUUGUGAAAAUAUGCCUUUAAUUAUUGUAUGUACCUUAUAUAUUUAUAUUAUGAUUGUUUAUACUAUGAUUGUUUUUAUAAUAGUCCAAUUUUUUUAAUUUAAAUUUUUAAUUUUUAAUUUUAGGAAUUUGAUGAAAAUAAUCCAAAUGGGUUAAAUUCCGUAACAUUAACUACUAUUAAAAAUCAACAAAAUGUUAAUAAUCACUUAAUAACACUUUUAACUGGAAAAGAAGAAAGAGGUAAAUAAUUUGUCAGUAAAAAUAAUUUCAAUAUUUUCAUUUUAGAUUCUGAGUGGAGUGAAGAAGCUUGUAGUUUUACAAAGAUUCUUAUUUUUUUUUUCUUGUGCACAACUUUUCAACCAGUUGUUUUGCUCCAAUAUUUAAUGAUAGCAAUGUUUCUAAAAGGAAAUUUUUAUUAGGAAGGUACUUUAGAAAGGUAAUUUUUUAAUUUUCCCGAGAGUUUUCCAGUCACAUGUAAAAAACCGUGAAAAACAUAUGAAAAUCAGUACAUUAUUAAAUACAUAUUAAAAAAAAUAUAUUAUAAUGCCUAUUUAAUUAUUUUACAAUAAUAUGACAUAAUAUUGUUGACAAACCAUCACUAUCAACUGAACUCCGCUCAGAACCGUUUUUUCGUAAGCAAUGGUUUAUUGUUGCUUACAGUUAUACAUUAAAUAAUCUAUAACAGUGGCUACAUCUGUUCCCAUUAUCCUAGGUCGUCUUUUUAAUAAUUAAUUUUGAGUAAAUAUUUAAGAAUAUUUUAUAUUGAAAUAUAAAAACCUAGAAAUUCAAAAAAAAAUUAAUUUUAAGCAAUCAUGCAGGUAAAAAAAUUAUGUAAUAAUGUGUAAAACAAAAAAAGAUUAACAUGGUACAAAAUUAAAUUAUUAAUUAUGAAAUUAGAAAAAAAUUAAAUUUAAGCAUUUAUAAUACAAUGUUAUAAUCUUUUUAAUUGUUAAGAAUAUAUAAACAUUUAUGUUUAAAUUAUUGAACUCAUUAUAUAUAAUAUGCUUUUCAUUGUAUUAUUUAAUUAUUAGAUUCCCCUGAAACUGUACAGAUGCUGACUAAAGGAGACAUAGUUUAUAUUUCUUCAUUUGUGGAUUUACAGUCUAUUUAUGUUAGACGUAUUAAUAAUGGUACUGAUAGAUUUAAAACAUUCUUGGAGAAAUUUUCAUUAUUCUGUUCAUUAGGUAUGUACAAAUGUCAUUUAUAUAAAUUUGUUUAAUAUUUUAAUGUCUAUUAAAUGGUAUAAAACAAAAAAGUUAGUUCUAAAGACGUAGUUUUUAUAUAUUUUUUUUAUUUAUUCAAUAUAACAUAUAAGAUUUAAUAUAGCCACACUAAUCUAAUCACUUAUCAAUUAAUAAACAUUAAUCUCAAUAUUCAUAUUAAUAGAAAAUCCAAUUGAUAAAGAACCUAAAGUUGGAGAAAUUGUUGCUGCGAAAGUAAAAAAAGGAAAUAAGUUCUACAGGGCUGAAGUUAUUUCUAGUGUAGAUAAUGAUCAUUUUAUUGUUUGUUUUAUUGAUUUUGGCACACGGGCUACUGUACAUUGGAGUAAUAUUGUACAACCAUCUGAAAAACAGGUAAAAAUGUAUCUCAUUUCUUCCUUAUGAAUUAGUUUUGUUAAGAUUAAGGUUUAUGAUUAGGUUAGUUAAAUUGUGUUUAGUUGAUAAAAUAAAUACAUUUUUCAGCUUAAAAUUUGUCCUACAUUUAUGGUUGGUUUGGAUGGAUUAGAUUCAGAACCUAAACAAAUAACAUCAAUACAAUAUAUUGAAGAAAUUAGUAAAACGGAUACCUUUAUAAUUGUAUUUAUUAUUACUUAUUUAUUUUACUACCUACUUGGGUAUUAGCUUUUGAACAUUUGCCUUUUUUCCAUAGGAUUCUAUUACUGAAGAUAAUAAAGUUACAUUGAUAUCAGUCAAGACCAAAUGUAAUAUAAAUGAAAAAAUACAAAAACUAAUAGCUAAUGAUAAUGUGAAAUCAAAAAUUCAAAAUAAUACAAUAUAUGUCAGUAAUGGAGGUAAAGUUGUAAUAUUUUAAGUUACACUAGGUAUCUUAAAUUACUUUUGGUUGAUAUUGGAAGACAUUUUAUUUUUUUUAGACAUAGAUGCAGAAACUGAAGAAUCAGUAAUAAAAUAUCACAAACCACUUUUAGAAGUUCCCACACAGGUUUACAGCAUUUUUUAAAUUCAAAAUUUACUCUUGUAAUAUAAUAAUAUAAAUAAUAUUACUAAUAAUCACUUAGAUUUGGAUUGCAGAAAAAAUAUCUGCUUCAGGAUAUUUAGUGCACACCUACGAUAGUCGUGUCGAAUAUAUGCGUUUAGAAAAGCAAAUGUUUGAUGAUAGUAAAACUUUUGAACCGGUAAAAUCUAUUAAAGUUAAUAUGCUCUGCAUUGCAUAUUUCAGUCCUAAUUGGUAAAAUAAACUAUAUUUCAUGUUAAAAUAUGUUUGCCAAUUUAAAAAAAAAAAAAACAAUAUUUUAGGUACCGUGGAGAAAUAUUGGAAGUAGUCAAUAAAGCUACAGUACGUGUUCGUCUUAUUGAUGUUGGAAAUACUGUCAUUCGUAAUAUCAAAGAAAUUUUCUGCAUACCAUCAAAAUACAAAGGAAAAUCAUUGGUGCGUUAUAUCAUUGAUAUAUAAUAUAAUAUAUGAGUAUAACUAAAAGUGAUACAUUUUAUUCAAUAAAAAAAUCAUUGUUAAAAUAUUUUUUUUAUAUUUAAAUAUGUUUUACAUUAAUCUUUAAAUUUUGUCUUUAUGAAUUACAUUUAAAGUUUAUCAGUAAUGCAUUGAAUAUACUCAGUGUAAUUGCUUAAGUAAUAUUUUGGGAAGUUUAAAUAAUAUUAUUUUUGUUCUAUUUUUUUUUUUUUCUUACACAUUAAGGAAAAAUAAUACUUAAAUACAUUGGACAUUUGUUUAUGGUAAAUGUGGUUAAUGAAUCAUUAAUUUGGUAUUAUUUACCCAUUUUUUAUUGUUUACCUUUAUAUCAUAGUUAUCAGAGAAAUAAUUAUUAUUUAAUAAAUUCAUAAAUUCUUAUUUUGUUUUUCAAUUUUUAACUGGCCAAGAAUUUUAAAUUUAAAAUUACUGACAUCCAUAAUGUCUGAAUGCCUAAAUAAGAAGUGAAAGAAGAUACCUAUAUUAUAAGUCAAUUAUUUAGUUAAUUGUGUCUGUUAAAAUGUUUAUUUAUUAAAUACAUACUCCUAAGUUACUUUUACCUUAUAUUUCUAUUAAUUGAUCAUCUGAAAUAUAAAAUUUGAAAAAAAUAUUUUGUUAUAGUUGCUGAAUAUAGAGUUACAGCCUGAGCCACAAGAAAAAUUGCCUAUCACGACAUUCAAAAUUGUUCCUAAAAGACAUGUAAGAUUAAUUAUGCAAGUUUAAUAAUAUCCUCAAUACAAAUAUAUAUAUAUUUUUUUUUUUGAACAAUUUAUCAAUAAUUUAUAAAUUUUAUUGUUUAUUAAUUAAAACUUAUUAAAUUUGGUUUAAUUAUUAUUAUAUUGUUUUUCAAAUGGUACUACUUAACUUUUUAUUUUUAGAGACGUAAUAAUACAUAUGGUUAGACAUGGAAAACAAAUAAAUAAUAGUUCUAACAACAAAAAAGGUUGUAAAAAAAAGCCCCCGGAAAUAAAAAAAAAAUUAAUUAUAGAAUUGAUGGUGGGGGGGGGCAUUAGAAGAUUAAAAAUUAUGGGGAAGAGUAAAAAGAAUAUUAUUAUAGAAGUACAUAAAAAGGAAAGUCGAAGACACAUAUGUUAAGGGUGUAGGAGAAUUGAAAAAAGAGAUGGAAGGAGUUGCAGAUAAAGGAACCUUCGUGAUAAGCACUAAAAGGAGAAUCAUUAAGGGAUAAGUAGUAUGAGUGAGCGGGGAUGUGGGGUAGGAUAGAAGAAAAGAGAAAGUAAAUAUUGAGGUAAAUUAACUCUUACGAUUCCAUGACCUAUGAGCCUUGAAAGUUAGGAAAAAGUCGAAAUUUUAAUUGGAGAAGGAACUAAUUAACCUUUUUAUAUUAAAUCACUAGUACAUCUAUUUUAAGGAAUAGUUAGUAGGUUCUUUUUUGUAUUAAAAACAGGGAGCUUUAAAAUAACCAUACCAUAUUUCAGCCAAAAAAUGUUAACUAACUGAUAUUGUAGUCUAUUCAUGAUUUAGCCAAGUUGUAUUUAUCUGAAGCGUUCUUUAGUUUAUUUUGUUGGAACAAUAUAUUGUCAGAAAAUAUUUUUGCUGAAAAUAAAUUGUUCAAACCACAUUUCAGCUGAAAUGUAUAAUAGCAGAAAUGAAUUGAAGCUAAUUCCAUAUUUUAUUAUUACUGUCAUGUGAUGGAACUGUCGAGUAUUUGUAAUGAAUCUGCUAAAAAUCGAUUAUCUAAAUUUUAUGCUAAAAUUGAGUAUCUGUCUUCAUUUUAAUGUAAAAAAUGACUUCAAAUUUGUUAAAUUUCAUUUUGUAAUACAAUAUUAUUUUGUUAAACAAACAUUUAUUAAAUGCUUAAAAAAACAAAAUUAAUACAAAUAUUAUGUAUUUAUUUGUACACAUAAUUAUUACAUGGCAGAACCUCAAGAGCUAUCCUAUGGCCAGCAAAAUUGAUGGAAUUCAUCCGGAGCAAUAAAUUAUGCCUACACAGUACCUAUAAUUUUUUGGGUUUAAAUACAGUUUGCUGCUGUAUGUUUGUACAACGGUUUUUGAUAGUAAUUCUGUUCGGUUUUAAAAUGUUUGUCUAAAAUAUGGUUUGGCUAUUUUACAAUUGGUCUAAAAUAAUUUUUUGUCUAAGAUAUAUAAAUAAAAUUCAUUAUAAUUUAUGUUUUUAUUGGUAAUACAAUGAGUUGCUUUUUUCCUUAAUUUUUGUAGGUAGAUAAUAUAACUAUAGGAGAGGUAUUGAUAUCACCUACUGCAGAUCAAUCGUACAGUGAUCUGGUUUGUAUACGCUAUUUACCUAUAUUGUGUUUAACAUUAACUGUAUAUUUUCAAUUGCAUUAUAGGAAAGCGUUGGACUCCCAUCUUUUUCUUCAACACCGAUACCCCAUGACUCUGAUAUGUUUCAAUUUAACAAUCACAAUGAUAUGGUAAAUUAAAUUAUUUUUCUAAAUUCAAAUUAUUACAUUAGAAUUUUUUUUAAUUUCUAUUUAGUUAACUGAAAUGUAUCAAGACACAGAAAUAAGUGCACCAUAUAAGUCAAAUAAUAUGUUAACAAUCAAAGACAUACAGUAUGCGAAAUGGUUUAAAGGUGCAUCAAAGUUAUUAACAUUUGUGAUUGUAUACAAAGACUGUUUAAUUCUGAGGGAUCAUAUGAUUGAUGAAACUUUGGGGGAUUUAGAAACACAAAUUCAAGAUUACUGUAAGACAGUCUCAAAUUCAUAUUCUCCAACUGAAAAUGAACUAUGUCUAGCCAAAUAUUGUGAGUAGUAUUUUAAUGAGUUUAACUUAGAUUUUGAAAAUUAAGAUUUAAUGUUUUUGAUUUUAUUAAUCAUUUUAGCUGAUGGAUUAUGGUAUAGAGCCAUAUGCAUCAAAACUGCGGAUCCACUGAACAAAAACUUGUAUACAAUAUAUUACUUAGAUUGGGGAAUAGAAUAUUUUGUAAGUGACCAGGAUAUUUGUGAAAUGUCUAAAGAGUUUCUUUAUCUUCCUGCAACAGCGCAUAAAUGUUAUAUACCAGGUAAUAUCAAUGACAUCGAUUUAAAGCUGUGUUUGUCUAUUAAUAUUGGUGACUUGGUGCUAUUUUUUAUUUUUCAGGUGUUGUUCCAUCAAAGUGGAGUCAUGGUACGAAAGUUGCCAUGUCUCAGUAUUCGUUGACCCAGGUAGAUUGUGUAAUUGUUGAAAAAUUGUCUAAUGACAGUUACACUAUUUCGUGUGACAUUAUUAAAAAUUUGAUCAAUGCAAAUUUGUAUUAA
Messenger RNA from Cinara cedri, 27828 nucleotides. The record is from the annotation of a GenBank genome assembly. NCBI's taxonomy places the organism in Eukaryota, Metazoa, Arthropoda, Insecta, Hemiptera, Aphididae.